AUGAAUAUUAAAGUAUUAAUGCGAUGGUUGUAUGAAAAAAUAUUGAUUUAUAAUCUUUUCAUACCUGAAGACAAUGAAGAGAUAAAUCAUACACCAACAACUAUUCAACAUCAAAGAUAUGCAACUAGACUUUAUAUUCUUCUACUCAUAUCGUCUACGUACGUUAUCUUCUUCACAGUUUUUGUCAAUCCAGAAACUGAAAUAGUAACAAUUUCGGAUAUUACUCCAUCUUUAUUCGAUCAACUUCGAGUUGAACAUGGUGAAACACUUUCAUGUCCAUGUUCAACAACUAUCAUAUCCUAUGAAAACUUUGUUCUCAAUACUUUAACAACAGAUCCUAUUUGUUCAAGUACUUUUGUUAGUAAACAAUGGAUACAAUCACUCUAUAUAGCAUAUGCCAGUUCUUUUCUUAUGAUGGACUUUCGAACAACAGCUUAUUCACAAUUUGAAUUACUUGCUGCAUUUUGUUCAUUUGCUCAAGAAUUUGUUUCUCAAGUUCUUACUAAUAUUUAUCAACAACAAUUGCUCAUCAUUGAACUUCUUGUAGAAGAUGAAGUUCGAUCUCAAGUAAUUGAAAAUAUAAAACUUAUUCGAGCGAGUACAUAUGUACAAAUAAGUUCCUCUUUAAAUUUCAUGCAAAUAAUAACUCAAUCCAAUUCGUUGAUCUCUGCUUUAAAUACAAAUGCACAUUUGUCAAUAACUACGGGGGACGUGUUCAUACCUGCGAUGGAUGAUAAUCAAACAUUUUUCUUAUCUAUAAGUCCAACAAUUUACUAUCGCAAGAAUAUGCCCUUGUUCGUUUAUCAGAGAGACAUAGACAGUUGCAAUUUAGUGAACUCACUUGUACCUAGUGGUUUCUAUUCAAUACCAUAUGGAUUUCGUGAUGGUUAUGAAGAGUAUUGGCCUGAUACUCCCUUGUCUUUUACUUCUCCUAACAUUUCUGCCGUUGUCGAUGGAUUUUUAAGUGGUUGUACUACAUUUGAUGGUCUUCUUACUAGUACACUCGAUUGUUUAUACAGUAACAAAUGUCUUGAACAACUAAUAAAUUAUUUUCCAAAUCUAAACCAAACAAAUUUUAAUUUUACCGAUCCUCUUCUAUUAUCAAAUCGUCAAAAUAUUUCUUUAUACGACCGUUUAACUAAUCUCUUUAUUGAAGACUGGUCACCAACAAUCAAUUAUUCCAACUAUUUUACUAAUUGUGCACCUCUUCUCUGCACAUAUACUACAACUGAUCAAAACAGUUUAUCCUAUACUAUUAUUUUCUUACUUGGUCUUUAUGGUGGUUUAACUAUCAUGUUUCGUUUAAUUGCACCUGCUUUAGUUCGUAACUUAUUAAUAUUUAGAAUUAAGUUAGUAUCAAUUCGAGAAAUUUUUCAAUGGAUUAGACAAAUUAACCUAUUCAAAUCAUCUGCUGAUCAAAAUAUCAAUGCAACUAAAAAACAAUAUCUGAUUACUCGUGUCUAUUUGAUUUUACUUGCAGGUUCUAUUUUAACUCUUCUUCUAUUCACUUCUUUGAGUACACAUAUCACUACAAUGACUAUAUCAAAUCCAUCAAUAGAUAUCUAUAGAAAUUUACAAGAUAUACAUCAGGAUACACUAAAAUGUCCAUGUUCGACUACAACAAUACCAUAUGAAACAUUUAUUUCAUUAUCUCCAAUUUUUCAUCAAGUAUGUUCAAGUGA
Adineta steineri is the source of this 1682-nucleotide messenger RNA. NCBI's taxonomy places the organism in Eukaryota, Metazoa, Rotifera, Eurotatoria, Adinetida, Adinetidae. The record is from the annotation of a GenBank genome assembly.